UCGGUCGAGUCGAGCUGGGUGCAAGGUAACGAAGGGGAAGGAAGGACCGAGCUGGUGAAUCGAGCGCAAGGUUCCCGAGUCACCUGCGCCCCUCGGAGCUCGACCACCGGAAACCUCUGCACCUUCGGCUGGCUAUUUUGCGGUGUGGAUAGAUUCACCCGUAGGAGCCAUGAGUUAUCAAAUGUCGUCGAAUCAGUCCAGACCCAUGUCUCACGGGAACUACCAGGGUCCCAAUGACGGGUUACCCAUGGGUUCGGCAAAGGAACAAACCCUGAUGUGGCAGCAAAACUCGUACAUGGGUGAUUCUGGAAUUCAUUCUGGAGCUGCCACUCAGGCUCCUUCGUUAUCCGGGAAGGAGGAUGACGAGAUGGAGGGAGAUCAGCUGAUGUUCGAUCUGGAUCAGGGUUUUGCUCAAGGCUUCACCCAGGAUCAAGUGGAUGAAAUGAAUCAACAGCUGAGUCACACACGGUCUCAGCGUGUCAGAGCAGCUAUGUUCCCCGAGACUCUGGAGGAAGGAAUUGAAAUUCCAUCGACACAAUUCGACCCGGCCGAACCAACAGCUGUUCAACGUCUGGCUGAACCAAGUCAGAUGUUAAAACACGCUGUGGUCAAUCUAAUCAAUUACCAGGACGAUACCGACCUGGCGACGCGUGCAAUUCCGGAAUUAAUAAAACUACUAAAUGAUGAGGAUCAAGUGGUCGUAUCUCACGCAGCAAUGAUGGUCCAUCAGCUGUCCAAGAAAGAAGCAUCCCGUCAUGCCAUAAUGAACAGCGCCCAAAUGGUGGCAGCUUUGGUGCGAGCCAUAUCAAACAGUGAUGAUCUCGAAUCCACCAAAGCAGCUGUAGGAACUCUGCACAACUUGUCGCACCACAGACAAGGAUUGCUCGCUAUCUUCAAAAGUGGAGGAAUUCCAGCUCUCGUCAAACUUCUUAGCUCUCCGAUGGAGUCUGUGCUCUUUUAUGCAAUUACGACAUUGCACAAUCUCCUGCUCCACCAGGAUGGCUCCAAAAUGGCGGUCAGGCUGGCUGGUGGGUUGCAAAAGAUGGUAGCCCUGCUUCAGAGAAACAAUGUCAAGUUUCUGGCAAUCGUCACCGACUGCCUGCAGAUUUUAGCAUACGGCAAUCAAGAAAGCAAACUCAUCAUCUUGGCUUCCCAGGGACCCAUCGAACUCGUGCGCAUUAUGCGCUCUUACGAUUACGAGAAGUUACUCUGGACGACUUCUAGAGUUCUCAAAGUAUUGUCGGUGUGCGCCAGCAAUAAGCCAGCGAUCGUCGAAGCUGGUGGCAUGCAAGCCCUGGCGAUGCACCUCGGUAAUCCGAGCCAGCGACUCGUGCAGAACUGUCUCUGGACCUUGCGCAACCUUUCCGACGCCGGCACAAAGGUUGACGGACUCGAGGGACUUCUCCAAAGCCUGGUCCAAGUACUAACGUCGAGCGACGUCAACGUCGUCACUUGCGCGGCCGGCAUUUUGUCGAAUCUUACCUGCAACAACCAGCGCAACAAGGUAACCGUGUGUCAAGUCGGUGGAGUCGACGCUCUUGUUCGCACAAUUGUCAAUGCUGGUGAUCGAGAAGAGAUCACGGAGCCGGCAGUCUGCGCUUUGCGUCACUUAACGUCUCGCCACGUCGACGCGGAGAUGGCUCAGAAUUCAGUCCGUCUGAAUUACGGCAUCCAAGUUAUAGUCAAAUUGUUACAUCCUCCGUCUCGUUGGCCGCUGGUCAAGGCGGUGAUCGGGCUGAUCAGGAAUCUUGCUCUAUGCCCGGCAAAUCAUGCACCCUUGCGCGAUCACGGCGCCAUAAAUCAUCUCGUCAGGCUCCUGAUGCGUGCCUUCCAGGACACUCAGAGGCAACGGUCCUCGGUGGCGAGUACAGGCAGCCAGCAAGCACAAGGAGCCUACGCAGAUGGGGUUCGCAUGGAGGAAAUCGUGGAGGGGACCGUCGGUGCACUGCACAUCCUCGCCAGGGAAUCGCACAAUAGAGCCAAUAUUCGUGCUCAAAACGUCAUCCCCAUAUUUGUUCAGUUGCUGUUCAACGAGAUCGAGAACAUACAGCGCGUCGCUGCUGGGGUCCUCUGCGAGCUGGCAGCUGAUAAAGAGGGCGCUGAGAUGAUCGAGCAGGAAGGUGCCACGGCGCCGCUGACGGAACUGCUGCAUUCCAGGAACGAGGGGGUAGCGACUUACGCGGCUGCCGUCUUAUUCCGCAUGAGCGAAGACAAGCCUCAGGAUUACAAAAAGCGGCUCUCGAUGGAGCUAACUAAUUCGCUGUUCCGCGAAGACACCAACUUGUGGAACAACUCCGAUUUCGGCAUGGGCCCCGAUCUUCAGGACAUGCUCGGUCCCGACCAAGGCUAUGACGGUAUGUAUGGCCAAGGACCCCCUAGUGUACACAGCAGCCAUGGAGGCCGGGGCUACCAACCUCAAGGUUAUGACCAGAUACCAAUAGACUCGAUGCAAGGACUAGAGAUCGGGGGUGGAUCGACGUACGGUGCGAUGGACACCAUGGACGUGAUCCACGAGGACGACCUGAGCUUCGACCACCUGGAGGAACUCCCGGCGCCGCCCCAAGACAACAACCAGGUGGCUGCCUGGUACGACACCGACCUGUAGACCCCCGAGGGUCUGCUGAUCAGCGUCGUCCCGACACCGAUGUCGCCGGCAGGCGACCUCUCGCCUCCCAGUUUUACGAUUUUUUACGUUUCUUACCACGUAAGAGGGUCUGCGAAUGUUUGCGUCAUUUCCUAGGUCCGGUCGGGAUUUCAUCGAUCGAGCUCGCGUUAUACGAGCGCGCCACUCUUGGCCGGGACUGAAGAGUCGACGGACCUAAAUAAGAGCGUUCCCUUCAAACGGCUCGACGUGAUGUGUGGACGGUCUCGGUGGGAUCCGCUCGAUGUCCUUUUGACGAUGGAUCAUGUGGACGGAUAGAGCUUACAGGGCUCUCUGAAAGCCCCGUCUGCUGGUAGGGACCUCGUGCUACCGAGGGUCUGAGAGAAGAAGCCGUUAACCUUAAGGCGACGCGAAGGUGCCGUCAAAGAGGUCUCGUUUAUCAAGCUAUCCUCCGAACCGCGUAUACCGAAUCGCUUGAAACUUAACGACGCGAAUACAGAAGCCAUAUGGAAAGUCCCGACACCCAUAGAAUUUCAAUUUUUUAAAAAUUUGUUCACUCUUGUUUUCCAAAUUUUUUAUGAAAAAUAUGAAAUUUCCCUAGUGUCGGGGUCUUCCUUGUAGCCUCACGUGGUAAUGUCUGGGGCGAUUGGAUGCACUCAGUUCGUAGGAAAGUUUCGGGAAUGAUUGAGCCUUUCGGGUGCCACUUUCACGUCCCCUUAACGCUGAAAUGCUGAUCUUGUAGGGGGAGUAGAUGACGAGGGCGAUCCGACACUGACGGAAAGUAGUCUACGGUGGAGGUUUAAUUUAACUCCCGGGUGAUCCCUUGACGACGCGUUUUAUCGCGGAUUUACUUCUCUUCCGUCAGCCCAGCAGAAAUUGCACCGAUAAACGGCGCUAUACCCGGCCAGUUGCGACAGCCUGAUGGCUUCGGACGCGAUCGGCGUUGCAGCAGCCCUCGAGCCUCGGAUUGUUCUCGGCAUCCUUUUUCUGUCUCAUUUUAUCUACGCUGUUAGGCAUUCGGCGUCAUGGUUAACAGCUUCUUUACGGCCAUCGGAUGGGUAUGCCGCUUUUAAAGAGCCCUGUUAACGUCAAUCGGGACACUCUUUACAGCGCCGAGAGUGCGUCGAACCCUCGGACAUGUCGGCGAUGUCUGGUGCGACGUCCAUCUUUCUCUAUGCCUGCGGACUGUCGCAGCUGGCCGUGUAUCGUAUCUCCGUUUUUUCAUGCGACAAUUUCUGCCGGGCUGGCGGAAUCAUCCUGGUCCACCUAGGGAUAAGGUUUAGUUGAAAUAGAUAAUCAAAGUCGAGAGGGAUUAAUCGAAGAAUCGUGCGCAGACUGCUUUCCGUCGGUGUAGCAUGUUAUUUCGGAUACAGUUUUACCGUAUAGUUUUUAGAGUCGUCGGUCGUGCCGUUUCUUUAGUGAGAUUAUCAUUAACCAAUCUCAGCCGUGCGAUAUCUCGGGAAGAUCCACCGCGACGAGUUCGAUCUCUGAAGAAUUUUAUAUAUUUGUUUUUUGUUGCCCCUCCCCAUUUUUUUUACGUCACCGCGAUGUAGGUUACCAUUUCGAGAAUCGCCUCCGAGAGCUUUUUGUCCCGUGAACCUUUUGGUGUAUUUUUUAGGGUUUUUUUUUCUCCUUUUUUUUUCUCUCUUUUUGGUCAAUCUCGCAUCGAAGACAAUGACGGGAGUACAAUCCGAGGUCUCGGGGAGAUCAUUCAUAAACGCCUAGAGUAAUGCAUUUACAUCUACGCUAAACACAAUCCUCCACGAGGAAACGAACCAUUAUUAGUGUCGUUCGAGUAUCAAUUACGCUACAAAUAUGAAUAUACACGAUAUCGAAUCUUCGCAUUACGCAUCUUACAGGGUAGUAACCUUUAAUUUGUAUAUCGUUACGAUUAGCUCCGGCGCGAACUAAAGUGAGGCCGCUCCCGAGAGAACGAGAGGGGGGUUAAGUGAUUUGAACAAAGAAGUAAAAAGAUAAGAAAGGAGGAGAAAAGAAGACAAAAAAAGAAGAAGAAGAAAUUAAGAGAAACAAGAAGCGCGGACACUUAUUUACUCGGUCGCGCCGUCGAGAGAGAGGAAAAAUAUUUAGUCUUACUUAAGCGACACGUAAUUCGUACACACACAUGUAUAUGUAUAUCGUAUAUAUUAAUUGUCCUUGCGAAUAAAGUGACCGAGUAACGAGUAA
Orussus abietinus is the source of this 4786-nucleotide messenger RNA. RefSeq names its product armadillo segment polarity protein. Gene Ontology annotation, molecular function: protein phosphatase binding; transcription coactivator activity; cadherin binding. Gene Ontology annotation, biological process: cell adhesion; positive regulation of transcription by RNA polymerase II. Gene Ontology annotation, cellular component: catenin complex; adherens junction. The transcript is spliced from 10 exons. The record is from RefSeq and is a predicted model, not a curated record. Bases 170 to 2605 code for a protein of 811 amino acids. NCBI's taxonomy places the organism in Eukaryota, Metazoa, Arthropoda, Insecta, Hymenoptera, Orussidae.